AGAUCUCUCCACCAUUCACUUCUCUCUCCGCCGUCUCUUUCUCUCUCUUCACGGCGGCGAUGGAGGGCUUAGCCCUUCGCUCUCUCUCCACAACCACUGCAUCCUUCCCCCGCCUUUCUCUCCUCCGCCGUCGAUCUACGCCGCAUUUCGUCUCUCUCUCCCCUCUCUCCACCGUCCGAUCUCUCUCCCUCAAACCCGCUUCCAUCUCCUCCUUCUCUCCCCUCCAACCCACUCCCCGUUUCUCCCCACGGGCCGCCGCGUCUCCCCAGAACGCUGCGGCUCCUCCGCCUUCGAAGCCCCCUUCUCCGCCGCCGCCUCAGGGGGCCAAGAUCCUUCCCCUGAUCCUCUCCGUCGCCGUUGGUAUCAUACUUCGGUUCGCGGUUCCUAUACCGCAGGGUGUCACUCCACAAGGUUGGCAAUUGCUCUCGAUCUUCCUCUCCACCAUCGCCGGUCUCGUCCUCAGCCCUCUUCCCGUCGGCGCGUGGGCUUUCAUUGGCCUGACCACCUCGAUCGUCACUCGGACUCUGCCGUUCGCCGCCGCGUUCUCGGCGUUCACAAGCGAGGUCAUAUGGCUGAUCGUGAUCUCGUUCUUCUUCGCUCGUGGGUUCGUCAAGACAGGGCUCGGAGACAGAAUCGCCACCUACUUCGUGAAGUGGCUCGGUAAGAGCACACUUGGUCUGUCUUAUGGGCUGACUCUCAGCGAGGCCCUGAUCGCUCCGGCUAUGCCCAGCACGACGGCGAGGGCCGGUGGCAUUUUCUUGCCGAUCAUCAAGUCAUUGUCGCUCUCGGCCGGGAGUAAACCAGGUGAUUCCUCGUCGAGGAAAUUGGGUUCGUACCUGAUCCAGUCUCAGUUUCAGUGUGCCGGAAACUCCAGUGCCCUUUUCCUGACAGCUGCAGCUCAGAAUUUGCUGUGCCUGAAAUUGGCCGAGGAGCUCGGGGUAGUGCUCUCGAGCCCGUGGGUUUCUUGGUUUAAGGCAGCAAGUCUACCCGCAAUUAUAUCGCUUCUAUGCACUCCGCUAAUCCUUUACAUUCUUUACCCUCCCGAAACCAAAGAUACGCCCGAGGCUCCCGCCAUGGCUGCAAAGAAGCUCGAGCAGAUGGGCCCUGUCACAAGAAACGAGUGGAUCAUGGUCGGCACUAUGCUUCUCGCCGUCUCUCUCUGGGUUUUCGGGGAAGCGCUCGGGAUACCGAGUGUGGUGACCGCCAUGAUCGGGCUAUCCAUACUUCUCCUUCUGGGCGUCCUCGAAUGGGAGGAUUGCCUGAACGAGAAAUCGGCAUGGGACACGCUGGCAUGGUUUGCGGUAUUGGUGGGGAUGGCAGGACAGUUGACAAACCUCGGGGUAGUGACGUGGAUGUCGGAUUGCGUGGCCAAUCUCCUCCAAUCGCUAUCCCUGGGCUGGCCUGCCGCUUUUGGCCUCCUCCAAGCCGCUUAUUUCUUCAUCCAUUACCUAUUUGCCAGCCAAACAGGCCAUGUAGGAGCUCUCUACUCGGCUUUCCUCGCUAUGCAUUUGGCGGCCGGAGUCCCGGGCGUUCUCGCUGCUCUCGCUUUGGCUUAUAACACCAAUCUUUUCGGUGCCUUGACACAUUACAGUAGUGGCCAAGCCGCUGUCUACUAUGGAGCGGGUUAUAUCGAUCUGCCGGAUGUGUUCAAGAUGGGAUUCGUGAUGGCGGUGAUGAACGCCGUCAUCUGGGGAGUGGUCGGAUCGUUCUGGUGGAAGUUUUUGGGUCUUUACUGAGAUCGAGAGUACGAGCCGUACAGGUUGUAACCUUAACUCUUGAGAAAUGCCAUUGUCUUCAAUCUCUGUUGAUAGCAUUUGGUCCGUCUUUUUUUUUUUCA
This is a messenger RNA of Tarenaya hassleriana, 1837 nucleotides long. Its product is annotated as dicarboxylate transporter 2.1, chloroplastic-like. Gene Ontology annotation, molecular function: transmembrane transporter activity. Gene Ontology annotation, cellular component: membrane. Bases 60 to 1736 code for a protein of 558 amino acids. The transcript is spliced from 5 exons. Gene Ontology annotation, biological process: transmembrane transport. The record is from RefSeq and is a predicted model, not a curated record. NCBI's taxonomy places the organism in Eukaryota, Viridiplantae, Streptophyta, Magnoliopsida, Brassicales, Cleomaceae.